Molecule: messenger RNA, 984 nt
Organism: Exserohilum turcica Et28A
Lineage: Eukaryota; Fungi; Ascomycota; Dothideomycetes; Pleosporales; Pleosporaceae
Exons: 4
Coding region: 1-984 (327 amino acids)
Biological process (GO): GPI anchor biosynthetic process
Cellular component (GO): endoplasmic reticulum membrane
Molecular function (GO): hydrolase activity, acting on ester bonds
Source: RefSeq, a predicted model, not a curated record
AUGAAGGUCCGAAAAGCGUCCGCAUGGCAAACCAUUGCCGUCGUUGCCGUCCUGUGUGGCGUGGCUCAAGCCUCUUUGGGGGACAGGUUGCCUGACUUCAAGGAGUGCGUGCAGGUCUGCGAAAAAGCGAAUUGUGGUGAAAGCGCUACACCAAUCCCCUUGCACCGCCGGCUCCUGCUCUGGGACUGUCCCUCGGAAUGCGACUACACAUGCCAGCACGUCAUUACGAACCAGCGGCUCGCGCGCGAUCCGCCGUAUAUGCAGCCGAUAUACCAGUUCCACGGCAAAUGGCCCUUCUACCGCUUCAUGGGCAUGCAGGAGCCCUUCAGCGUCAUCUUCUCGCUGUUCAACUACCUCGCGCACGACUGGGGCAUGUCGCAGCUGCGCGAAAAGAUCCCCGCGUCGUACCCGCUGCGCAAAUACUACCUGUGGUUUGGAUACGUGGGGCUCGCGAGCUGGACGUUUAGCAUGGUCUUCCACACCAGAGACUUUGGCCUCACGGAGAAGCUGGAUUACUUUGGCGCCGGCGCAAACGUGCUGUAUGGCAUGUACUAUGCGCCCAUUCGCGUCUUCCGACUCGAUCACAAUGAGCCGCGCAAGCAGAGCUUGCUGAGACUGUGGACCGGCCUGUGCAUCACGCUGUACACGCUGCAUGUCUUGUAUCUUUCGCUGUGGUCAUGGGACUACACGUACAACAUGGCGGCCAACGUGGCUGUCGGCAUUGUGUCCAACAUCCUCUGGAGCGGCUUCAGCUACGUCCAGUACAAGAAGAUUGGGCGCACCUGGGCGGUUUGGCCGGGUCUCUGCGUGGCCUGGAUCAUCAUGGCCAUGAGCCUCGAGUUGCUGGAUUUCCCGCCUUGGAAGGGCAUGAUUGAUGCCCAUAGCUUGUGGCAUCUCGGCACCGUCGUACCCACCGUCUGGUGGUACAACUUCCUCGUCAAAGACGCCCAAGAGGAUAUAGCAGGUACGCGGCUCAAGGAUUAA